AUGAAACACCGCAUAAACCUGCGUAAGCUCGGUCGAGACUCAGCCCACCGCUUAGCUCUCUUAAGAAAUCUUGUUUCUAGUCUGAUUGAGCACGAGAGCAUAGAAACGACCGUGGCGAAAGCGAAGGAGUUGCGUCGCGUUGCGGAUAAAAUGGUAACGCUUGGAAAGCGUGGCGACGGUCUGUCCCGAAUCCGAGCUCUUGGUUUCGUUCGUGGACCGCAUCUUGUGCAAAAACUGUUUCGUACGCUUGCGGAGCGAUAUCGUGAACGUAACGGUGGCUAUACUCGAGUGAUGCGAUCGAGGAACCGACGAGGCGACAACGCCCCAAUGGCUAUCGUUGAACUCGUUGACUCGCCGAAGGGAGUAAUACGCCGGCCACUGGAACACUACCAACGUUCAGAGCAGCGGCAAUCAGUGUAA
This is a messenger RNA of Cyanidioschyzon merolae strain 10D, 420 nucleotides long. RefSeq names its product mitochondrial ribosomal protein L17 precursor. The transcript has a single exon. Lineage: Eukaryota; Rhodophyta; Bangiophyceae; Cyanidiales; Cyanidiaceae. The record is from RefSeq and is a predicted model, not a curated record. Gene Ontology annotation, biological process: translation. Gene Ontology annotation, cellular component: ribosome; large ribosomal subunit. Gene Ontology annotation, molecular function: structural constituent of ribosome. Bases 1 to 420 code for a protein of 139 amino acids.